Messenger RNA from Prorocentrum cordatum, 337 nucleotides. Lineage: Eukaryota; Dinophyceae; Prorocentrales; Prorocentraceae. The record is from the annotation of a GenBank genome assembly.
GAAGGGCCCACCGAAGCAUGCGCCCGGCCGGGCGCAGCGUGCGCGCGCGGAGGCACCAGCAGCCAUGGCGAGGCGCCGCGCGUUCAAGCGCGGACGACCUCACGGCCAGCAUCGCGGCGCCCCGACCGCCACAGGAUGGCAGUCGACGUGCGCCUGCAGCGGCCUCCAGCCAGGGUGCCGCCUGUUGGCCGAAGCUGACACUGGCGGCGACAAAACAGCAGGCGGGCGCUGCUCUCCAGAGGCGCCCGCCUGCGGCGGAUGCAGGAGCGCGGCUAUGGCAGGCCUGGGGAUGGCCGCCGAUGCCGGCGCUGGAGCCAACCUCUGCGCAGGCCUCUGA